This is a messenger RNA of Lolium rigidum, 756 nucleotides long. Its product is annotated as ethylene-responsive transcription factor ERF038-like. The record is from RefSeq and is a predicted model, not a curated record. Gene Ontology annotation, biological process: regulation of DNA-templated transcription. Gene Ontology annotation, molecular function: DNA-binding transcription factor activity; DNA binding. The transcript has a single exon. Bases 1 to 756 code for a protein of 251 amino acids. NCBI's taxonomy places the organism in Eukaryota, Viridiplantae, Streptophyta, Magnoliopsida, Poales, Poaceae.
AUGGAGCAGGAGCAGCUCCCUCGCCGCCGCGUCGUGCGCGUGCACUUCGCGGACGCCGACGCCACCGACGACUCCGACUCCGACGUGGAAACGAGCCAGCCCCAGCAGCGCCGGUUCGUGCGGCGGUGCGUGCGGGAGAUCGACCUGCCGCGCCGGCCGUGCUGGGCGGCCAGGAGGAGGCCGAGGGGUCGCGCGGCCGGCAGGAAGUACGACGGCCCGCGGUUCCGCGGCGUGCGGAUGCGGCCGUGGGGGAAGUGGGCGGCGGAGAUCCGGGACCUCCAGCAGGGACGCCGCGUCUGGCUCGGCACCUUCGACACCGCCCAGGAGGCCGCCGAGGCCUACGACGCCGCCGCGCUCCGCAUCCACGGCCCCGGCGCCAACAUCAACCGCGCAGCCUCCUGCUACUACUCCUCCUCCUCCCCCUCGCCGCCGCUCUCCACCGUCACCACGUCCGCGCCGUCGCCGUCGCCGUCACCGUCGACAUCAACAGCAUCCCCGCCGUCGCCAUGCCCCGAGACGACCUCCGCCACGGCCUCCCAGCCGCCGGCCACGGCGUGGUCUCUGGUGAACGCGGACGAGGAGGUCACGGCGGCCUUCGGGAUGGGCUUCGCCGACGAGGAGCCCGCCCUGGCCAGCCUCGCGCACUUCUGCCUCCCGCCGACGACGACGUGCGGCAGGUGGGACCCCUGCGCGGACUUCGUGGAGCUCGCCGACCUCGACGACCUCUUCGCCGCGCCGGAGCUCAUGGCCGCCUGA